AUGGACGAAAACUACGACGUUAUAGUGUUGGGAACCGGUUUGACCGAGUGUAUUCUCUCUGGACUGCUGUCAAUUGACGGUAAGAAAGUCCUGCACAUUGACAAGCAGGAUUACUAUGGAGGAGAAAGCGCUUCUUUGAACCUUACCCAGUUGUACUCCAAGUUCAAGCCAAGCAAGCCGUAUGCAGACCAGUUCGGCAAAGACAGAGACUGGUGUGUUGAUUUGAUUCCCAAGUUUUUGAUGUCGAACGGUGAGCUUACUAACAUUCUUGUUCACACCGAUGUCACCCGUUACAUGGAGUUUAAGCAGAUUCAUGGCUCUUAUGUGUACCGCGGGGGUCGUAUUGCGAAAGUUCCUUCCAACCAGACAGAGGCGAUCUCGUCUCCGUUGAUGGGAUUCUUUGAGAAGAGAAGAAUGAAGAAUUUCCUGGAGUUUAUCAUCAAGUACAACGAGGACGAGCAAUCUACCCAUGGUGGAGUGGAUCUCGACAAGACCACCAUGGACGAGGUGUACAACAAGUACGGACUCGAGCGGGGAACCAAGGACUUCAUUGGCCACGCCAUGGCUCUUUGGCCCAACGAUGAGUACUUGAACGAGCCGGCCAGAGAAACGUACGACAGAAUUGUGCUGUAUCUUGGUUCUGUUGCCAGAUACGGCAAAUCGCCAUACAUUUACCCAUUGUACGGACUGGGCGAGCUUCCACAAGGAUUUGCCAGACUGUCUGCGAUCUACGGCGGAACUUUCAUGCUGGACACGCCAAUUGACGAGGUGUUGUACGAAGAUGGCAAGUUUGUUGGUGUCAAGACCAAAGAAGGAACUGCCAGAGCACCGGUUGUGAUUGCAGACCCAACCUAUUUCCCAGAGAAGGUCAAGGCCACGGGCCAGAAGGUGAUCAGAGCCAUGUGCAUUUUGGACCACCCGAUCCCAAACACGUCCGACGCGGACUCUGCGCAGAUCAUCAUCCCGCAGAACCAGGUGGGCCGGAAAAACGACAUCUACAUUGCCACCAUUUCCUCGGCCCACAACAUUAGUGCCAAGGGCUACUACCUGGCCAUCAUCUCCACCAUCAUCGAGACAGACAAGCCUCACCUGGAGCUGGAGCCCGCAUUCAAGAUCAUCGGCGCAACCAAGGACGUUCUGAUGGGCAUUGCCGAGUUGUACGAGCCAUUGGAGGACGGGUCCAAGGACCAUAUCUAUAUCUCCAAGUCGUACGACCCUUCGUCCCAUUUCGAGUCCACCACCGACGACGUCAAAGACAUCUACAAGCGUGUCACUGGCCACGACUUGGUGCUGAAGAAGCGCGCCACCGCAGAGGAGGAAGCAGACCUGGCCGGAUUGAGCUAA
Molecule: messenger RNA, 1344 nt
Organism: Ogataea philodendri
Lineage: Eukaryota; Fungi; Ascomycota; Pichiomycetes; Pichiales; Pichiaceae
Exons: 1
Coding region: 1-1344 (447 amino acids)
Biological process (GO): vesicle-mediated transport; protein transport; small GTPase-mediated signal transduction
Cellular component (GO): cytoplasm
Molecular function (GO): Rab GDP-dissociation inhibitor activity
Source: RefSeq, a predicted model, not a curated record